Messenger RNA from Helianthus annuus (common sunflower), 1192 nucleotides. Its product is annotated as protein LIKE COV 1. The transcript has 7 exons. Gene Ontology annotation, biological process: stem vascular tissue pattern formation. Gene Ontology annotation, cellular component: Golgi apparatus. The coding region runs from base 109 to 897 and encodes 262 amino acids. Lineage: Eukaryota; Viridiplantae; Streptophyta; Magnoliopsida; Asterales; Asteraceae. The record is from RefSeq and is a predicted model, not a curated record.
GUAGCUGCCAGCUUUGAAUUAUCCGCCCCCUCUCACUACACCUUCACUGUUUUUAAUACUUUUAUUAAUUUCAAUUGAAGUCGUAAACUAGAGAGAGAAACUAGAGUAAUGGGCGACGAAAAAUCUCCGAGCAGCAGAGAUCGAGAACUGCUCAUUCCCGUCGCCAACACCGCCAACGAUGACGGCGGCGCCUCGUCUAAACCCUCGCCGUCGUCCACGUCAUCCUCUCACAACUCCGGCCGUGAGACUUUCUACAAAGUUAUCAGGAGUUGGGCUUCUAAAAAGUUCAUGACAGGAUGUGUCAUUCUAUUGCCGAUGGCUAUUACUUUCUACAUAACAUGGUGGUUUAUACAUUUUGUGGAUGGAUUUUUCUCUCCGAUCUAUGUUCAUCUCGGCAUAGAUAUAUUUGGUGUUGGAUUUAUAACUUCCAUCAUGUUUAUAUUUUUGGUUGGGGUAUUUAUGUCAUCUUGGUUGGGUGCAUCUGUUCUGAGCCUUGGUGAAUGGUUUAUUAAACGAAUGCCAUUCGUUCGUCACAUCUAUAAUGCCUCUAAACAAAUUAGUGCUGCCAUAUCUCCAGAUCAAAACACACAGGCGUUUAAGGAAGUUGCUAUAAUUAGGCAUCCUCGUAUUGGUGAAUACGCAUUUGGGUUCAUUACUUCAUCUGUCACUCUCCAGAAUUAUUCAGGAGAUGAAGAGCUAUAUUCGGUUUAUGUCCCAACAAACCAUCUUUACAUUGGCGAUAUCUUCUUGGUCAAUUCAAAGGAUGUUAUCAGACCCAACUUAUCUGUUCGUGAAGGAAUAGAAAUUGUGGUAUCUGGGGGAAUGUCAAUGCCGCAAAUACUAUCAACUUUAGAUUCGGAUGUUAAUCUGGACCGACCUAGAAACAACAGAAGCUGAGGAGACAUGAGGACCGUAAAUGCAAGUCGAGUUAAUUUCAGUCAUUGGAUGGAACAAUGGUUUCUUUGUUUGAUUUUAUCUGAUUAUUUUUAUUUUUUAGCAACAGGAUCUGAUUGCAUUAGUGUAUAUGAACAUAGAGAAGUAGUCGUUUAUGUUGUUUGUUUUAUACAGUCGGGAAUCGAAUUUAACGGCCCCUGUGAAUCAUGUAGAUAAAAAGCCAGAUUUUUGCUGUUUGAAAAGGUCUUGUUUGAUUGAAAAACUUGAACCUUUUAUUAUAUUUAUAUUUCUUAUACAA